AUGGGAACGGCAGUUACACCGGUAGAUUGCUACGUCGAGUUGUUACUACAGCAAAUGCUCCCGAACGAAGAAAGCAAAUGUACCAUCCACACGAAACAACACGGAGACAUUACCUUCACGAUGAAGCUGGUGCGCAUAGAGGGCCAGCAAUACUAUUACGAACAGACCGCCACUAGCACGCUCGAGCUUGCUAAACGCUACAAGGUUAACGGCGUGUUAAUGUACUCCAAGUAUCCAGCAUUUGCCCAAGCUUACUUUAAUCGUGCAGCCAAAUGCCUGCUUUCCUGGUCGCCUAUAGAACAAUUGGAUCCAGCUAUUGAGGGUCCCGGAACGAUCGAAGAAAUGCAAGCGUUGCUGCAAACACUACAACUCAACAUUUCCGCCUGUCUCAUCAAGGAGAACCGUUUCGAGGAGGCCCUACAUGUACUUCGCUUUAUCGAUCACCAGGAAAAGCCAUCGGAAAAAGCUAUCUAUAGGAGGGCACUGGCACAAUUUAGGAUAAAUCAGUUCAACGAAGCGAUUGCCACACUGGAGAAGAUCAACUAUGCCGCCAGCAAGGAGUGUGACGCACUGUACAAACAGAUCGUGGAGAAGAGGCAGCAAGAGACCAGCAAGUACUCAGCGAUGGUGAAGAAAAUGUUCGCCUAA
Molecule: messenger RNA, 648 nt
Organism: Anopheles aquasalis
Lineage: Eukaryota; Metazoa; Arthropoda; Insecta; Diptera; Culicidae
Gene: Bdbt
Product: Bride of doubletime
Molecular function (GO): protein binding
Source: RefSeq, a predicted model, not a curated record